ACACACACACACACUUUGCAUUUUAACAAACACAAGGAGUGAGGAGAUGUCAAACAUAGACAUAGAAGGGAUCUUGAAGCAGUUGCCACACGAUGGCCGAGUUCCGAAGACGAAGAUCGUGUGCACGCUUGGACCCGCUUCCAGAUCCGUCGAGAUGCUCGAGAAGCUUCUAAGGGCUGGCAUGAACGUUGCCAGGUUCAAUUUCUCCCAUGGCACCCACGAGUACCAUCAGCAGACUCUUGAUACUCUUAGGAUUGCCAUGCACAACACUGGUAUCCUCUGUGCCGUCAUGCUUGACACCAAGGGCCCUGAGAUUCGAACUGGUUUUCUAAAAGAUGGAAAACCUAUUCAACUCAAGGAAGGACAAGAAAUCACCAUUACUACUGAUUAUACUAUUAAGGGUGAUCCAGAGAUGAUAUCAAUGAGUUACAAGAAGCUGCCUAUUGAUUUGAAGCCCGGAAAUGUCAUAUUGUGUUCUGAUGGAACAAUCACCCUCACUGUCUUAUCCUGUGAUCCGGGUGCUGGUACUGUUAAGUGCCGUUGUGAAAACACUGCCAUGCUGGGUGAGAGGAAAAAUGUUAAUCUUCCUGGUGUUGUGGUGGAUCUUCCCACUCUUACUGAGAAGGAUAAGGAAGACAUUCUUCAAUGGGGUGUCCCUAACAAGAUUGACAUGAUUGCUCUUUCAUUUGUUCGUAAGGGUUCAGAUCUUGUUAAUGUCCGGAAGGUUCUUGGACAACAUGCAAAGCAUAUUAUGUUGAUGUCAAAGGUUGAGAAUCAGGAGGGAGUCAUGAAUUUUGAUGAUAUUCUGCGCGAGACCGAUGCAUUCAUGGUUGCUCGUGGUGACCUUGGAAUGGAGAUCCCAGUAGAAAAGAUUUUCCUGGCGCAGAAAAUGAUGAUAUACAAGUGUAAUCAUGCUGGAAAACCUGUUGUCACUGCUACCCAGAUGCUUGAAUCAAUGAUCAAGUCUCCCCGGCCAACCCGAGCCGAAGCAACUGAUGUUGCCAAUGCAGUUCUUGAUGGAACAGAUUGUGUCAUGCUUAGUGGUGAAAGCGCAGCCGGGGCUUACCCUGAGAUCGCUGUGAAAAUCAUGGCCCGGAUAUGUAUUGAGGCAGAAUCAUCACUAGAUUACAAUGCAAUCUUCAAGGAGAUGAUAAGGGCUACUCCUCUACCGAUGAGUCCAUUGGAAAGUCUUGCAUCAUCUGCCGUCCGCACGGCGAACAAGGCCAAAGCCAAACUCAUCGUUGUGCUGACACGUGGUGGCACUACAGCCAAGUUGGUCGCCAAGUAUAGGCCGGCUGUUCCGAUAUUGUCAGUGGUGGUUCCGGUUUUGACAACUGACUCAUUCGACUGGAGCAUCAGUGAUGAGACACCAGCAAGGCACAGCUUAAUAUACAGAGGCUUGAUUCCUGUAUUGGCUGAGGGAUCUGCAAAAGCCACUGAUGCAGAAUCUACAGAAGUGAUUCUUGAAGCUGCUCUUAAAUCUGCAACUCAAAAAGGGCUUUGCAAGCCUGGUGAUGCAGUUGUUGCACUACAUCGCAUUGGAGUUGCCUCUGUUAUUAAGAUCUGCAUAGUUAAAUGAUUCAAUCCAAGAUAUGAUGCUGAAAUGUGUUAUUUGCCCUGAGAGGCACCAACUCAUGAAGGGUUAUGUUUUGGCUUUUAUUUAUUAUUAAAACUAUUGUGGUGUCUGUUCUUCCAUAAGAUGAAGGAUUUAACCUAUUAGCUUUAGAAAAGCAGGUUUUUGUAUUCUCUGUUGAUAAGAGGAAUACUUAUAAAUUUCGGAUUGGUAUGAAAAUAAACAAACAUGUAUUAUUACCCUUGCAUUUUGAGAUAUGAUAACUUGUGUUAUCCUAUUGAAUGUAGUGGAGUAGUGGAGUACUUUGAUUU
This is a messenger RNA of Arachis ipaensis, 1884 nucleotides long. RefSeq names its product pyruvate kinase, cytosolic isozyme. NCBI's taxonomy places the organism in Eukaryota, Viridiplantae, Streptophyta, Magnoliopsida, Fabales, Fabaceae. Gene Ontology annotation, molecular function: magnesium ion binding; potassium ion binding; pyruvate kinase activity. The record is from RefSeq and is a predicted model, not a curated record. Gene Ontology annotation, biological process: glycolytic process.